AUGUGCACCCCACUGCUGGUGACACAGGUGAUGGCACCUGCAGGGCUCUCUCCCUAUGGUUUCCGCAACUGCAUCCAGGCACCAUGGGACCCUGGACUGUUCUGCUGCAUCCACCGCUUCCUGAGUGCCGUGGGGGCUGCAGUGGAUGACCUCUCCUCCACUGCCAAAUCCCUCAACAUCUCUGUCAAAAUCUUGCACCAGGUACCCACUGAUGCCUUUGCCCACCUGCCAUGGCUCUACACCCUUGAUCUGAACCACAACCAGCUGGAACUCCUGGCCCCAAGGUUUUUCUGGGGGCUGUCAACACUGGCACACCUAGACCUGGCCCACAACAACAUGUCAGUGCUGGCCACAGGUGUGUUCACCAGGCUGGGCAAUCUGAGCACACUGUGGCUAGACCACAAUCUGCUACAGAAGGUGGCCCCCAAGGCUUUCCCUGCUGCACUCAGCACGCUCCAGCUGUGGGGUGGCCGGCUCAGUGCACUGGAACCCGUGGCCAUGGCUGUGGGGAAUCUGACACACCUAGACCUGCUUGACCUGUGUGGCAACAUGCUGUCAACACUGGGCCCAGGGCUGCCACCAAUGCUGAGGGUCCUGCACAUCUGCAACAACUCCCUGGGAGCUCUUUCAGGGACCACCCCUGGGGUGAUGCCCCCAGGGGUGCAUGUGCUCAACCUGUCGUACAACAACAUCUCAGACCCUGCACUGCUCGCUCGCCUGUGCCUGAACAACCAGACAUACCUGCACCUGGCUGGGAACCCGCUGGACGUGGUGCAACUACUGCAUGUGGCUGGAGUAUCCCCACACCAGGUGGACAUGUCAGGGCUACAGGUGGGUGCAAGUGGCUUGGAAUACCUGUGCCAGCAGCUGACAGGACAGUGGCUUCAGAAACUGCACCUGCAGUGCAUGGGGCUCACAGCAAUGCCCAAUGGGGCUCUGGCCAAGUGUCCGGUGCUGGGUGCCCUGGAUGUGUCUGGCAACCAGCUGCAGCAACUGGGCUGCAUAGGGACACUGUUGCAAGGCCACGCAAUCGACUGCAGCAGCGACCAACAGGAGCCUGUCUCCGUGUUGGUAGUCAACACACUCGACAGCAGCGGUGAUCAACAGCAGCCUGUCUCGGAGAGAGAGCAUGUCUCCACAUCUGUCUGCCAGCCUGAGGAUGCCCCGGGGGCCAACCCCGAGGCCCCGCUGCACGCCCCGACUGCCCCGCUGCUCCUCGCAGGUCUGAGAGAGCCACCCGUUGCUCCAGUGGCAGUGGCGCCGCCCCCGCCAGCUCCGCGGAUGCUGCCCGUCCCCGCGGCCCUUCCCGCAGUCGCCCCUCCAGCACAGCCCCUGAGGGCUCCGACCAUGGCAGCCCCGCCUUCACCUGCCACGCUGGUGAAGGAUGUUGAAGCUGAGAACAGCGACCAGCAAGCGGCACCGCCCCCACCAGCCCCUUCAGCGUGCAAUACAACACUGCACCAGCUGGAAGACCUCAACCUGUGCAACAACUGUGUGGCUGUGCUCUUCCAUGGCGCCUUCAAGGGGCUUGACCUGGGUGGGAACAACCUGCAGCACUUGGCAGCCAUGGCAUUACAGAGCCUCCCGCAGCAUUGCUGGCUUUACCUGUACCGCAACCAGCUGUUGGAGGUGAAGGCAGCCGCAUUCCAGUUGGUGCAGGUGACACUGGGUUUGCUGGACCUGCAUGCCAAUGCACUAUGCUACCUGAGCCAACACCUACGGCAACUGCCGCCUUUUAGCUACCUGCAUAAUCUCUAUGACCUGAAGCUGCAGGUGCAGCAGCCUUAUGGGAUGCAUAUGGUCCCACAACGCUUUUUCCAGGGCCUCAGUGCCUUGUGCUCCCUCUACCUGUCACAGAACUCGCUCUCGGCCAUCCCUGCAGAUGCCUUUUAUGACCUGGCGCAGCUGCAGUACUUGACUCUGGCUGACAGCAACGGUGGGAUGGGCCACCUGCCUGCCAGCAUCUUCAAGAACCUGAGAGAAUGGUGCAACCUGAACUUGGAGAGUGCAGGAGUGUGCAGCCUUGACCCUGAGGUCUUUGGCAACCUGACAUGACUGAAGGAGCUGUGCCUGGCCAAGAACAAUCUGCGUACACUGGAUGUGACUCUGACAAUGGGCCUCCCCGCCCUGCUCUAUCUGGACCUGUGCAAGUGCUCACUGAGUUACAGCUGUGUCGAUGCCUGUCUGCCUUCCUGGCUGGUGCAUGGGCCUGUGCAGAUAGUCUACCUGUAUAACUACACAUGUGGUGAGAUGGAUGGGGCCUCCGCAUACCUGCACUGCUUUGACACAUAUGUAUGCUACCUGGACAUGGGGCGGUACCUGUUUGCAGGGACAGCACUGUCUGUGCUGCUACUGCUGGUGCUGUCUCUGCUGCAUCACUGUGGGUGCUGGAAGUUGUGCUACCAGCUGUUCCUGAUGCAUGCGUGGGCACAUGGGCACUGCUGGUGGGAGCAGCAGCCCUACACCUAUGACACCUUCAUGUCCUACAACUCCAGGGAUGAGCGGUGGGUGCUGGAGGAGUUGGCGCCUGCUGGAGCCCUGUGGCUCUGCCUGAACCACCAUGAUGUUGGCCCCGACCGCUCCACAGUGGACAACAUUGUGGAUGCUGUGUACAACAGACAGUACACUGUGUGUGUGGUAAGCUGUGGGUACCUAUGCAGCAAGUGGUGCUCACUGGAGAUCCAGAUGGCCAGCUAUUUCCUCUUCAAUGAGCUGCAUGAUGUCCUUGCCCUCAUCUUCCUCGAGGACAUCCUCUUGGCCUUCCACCACAUGCGCCAUGUGCUGCUGGGGCGCACACCCUCCGAGACCCCCGCACAGCCCCUCUUCUGGGCAAAGCUCAGGUGUGCCCUGAUUGGGGGGGGAAGGGGGGAAGAAGAGGAGGAGGAGGACAAGGAGAGAGGGGGCAGGGAGGAAGGGUGCCCUGGAAAAUCCAGGACCCCCAGGGAAGUUCUCCCUCAGGAAAGCAACUUUCUGCACCAGAAUCACUGUUUUUUAUCUGAGGAAGGUGUCCUGUGGAGUGGGGUUGAUGGCAGCAAGGAGGAAGAGGAGAAUGAGGAGAGGAAGACAGGGGGCAGGGAGGGAGGCUGCCCUGACAGGACUGGGACCACUGUGGAGGUUCCCUCUCAGAAAAGCAGUUUUUUGCCUCAGAAUCACCGACUUUUCUCUUGGGAAUAUGCUCUGCACCUUGGGGAUGAAGGUAACAAGAAGGACGAGGAGGAAGAGGAGGAGAAGGUGGAGGAGGAGGAGAAAGGUUGCCAGGAGAGAGAGCAGCUGCUCUAG
This is a messenger RNA of Melospiza melodia melodia, 3279 nucleotides long. Its product is annotated as chondroadherin-like protein. The record is from RefSeq and is a predicted model, not a curated record. NCBI's taxonomy places the organism in Eukaryota, Metazoa, Chordata, Aves, Passeriformes, Passerellidae. Gene Ontology annotation, molecular function: protein binding; transmembrane signaling receptor activity. Gene Ontology annotation, cellular component: plasma membrane. Gene Ontology annotation, biological process: immune response; toll-like receptor signaling pathway; inflammatory response.